GAUGACUUUGAAAAAAGUUCCGGAAACUCCUGCUCAGAAAGUGCAUCGAUAUUCCCUGACUGGUCAAUAUCUCACUCAAAAGUACUUUGGAAUCUCCCAUUAUGUGCAAGAUGCAAACCAGAUAUUUCUCCCUGAUCAUUACGGAAGAGUUAAACAUGGAGUACCUUUAUCAAAUUUUAUGAACGCACAGUACUAUGGCGAAAUUUUACUUGGUACACCACCACAAACAUUCAGUGUUGUAUUUGAUACAGGUUCAUCGAACCUAUGGGUUCCAUCAACACAUUGUACUUCGAUCGCUUGCUUCCUCCACCGUAGGUAUGAUUCGGGACAAUCUACCACAUACAAGUCUAAUGGUACAGAAUUCGAAAUUCAUUAUGGUACUGGAAGCUUAGAGGGUAUUAUCAGUAAUGAUGUUUUGCAAGUAGGAGACAUUUCUGUUGAAGGUCAAGAUUUUGGAGAAUCAGUUAAAGAACCUGGUUUUACUUUUGCUUUUGGCCGUUUUGAUGGCAUUUUUGGACUUGGUUAUGAUCGCAUUUCCGUUAAGGGUGUUGUCCCUCCCUUUUAUCAUAUGGUACAUCGAAAUCUUCUUGAUGAGCCAGUUUUCUCAUUCUGGCUUAGCGACUCUGAGAGCAGCGAUGACGGUGGUGAACUUGUUUUUGGUGGAACAGACGAAUCUCAUUUUACCGGCGAUAUCCACUGGGCUCCAGUAAAGAGAAAGGGCUAUUGGGAAGUCGAUCUUGAAAAGAUUGUUUUUGAUGGUGAAGAAGUUGAAAUGGAAGGAACUGGUGCUGCAAUCGACACUGGAUCUUCACUUUUAGCCAUACCCACGACUAUUGCUGAUUUAAUUAACAAACAAAUUGGAGCAAAAAAGAAUUUUGCUGGCCAAUAUGUUAUAGAAUGCGAAAAAAUACCUAGUCUACCCGUUUUUAGUUUACAAUUCGGUG
Molecule: messenger RNA, 944 nt
Organism: Racocetra persica
Lineage: Eukaryota; Fungi; Glomeromycota; Glomeromycetes; Diversisporales; Gigasporaceae
Source: the annotation of a GenBank genome assembly